GAUUAUGUCAAAGCUUUAAACAGAGUCCCCGUUCUCUGCCCCACCCCCUGCCCCUAUAUAACACAUGCUGCAUUAGCCAUACCUGCUCUUACCCAGUCGGUGGUGGGGUGUGCGUGUCUGCUCCUUGCCCCUGCCAUGGAUGCUCUUGCCGGCAGCCCCCUUGGAUGGCUCUGCGUGGGCAUCACCGCGCUUUUUGGGGUGACCAUCCUCUGCAGGGCCAAGAGGAGCCUGGCAGGGAAAGCAAAUGUGCUGGCGUGGAGCCUCCUGCCCGUCUUGCUGGGGCUGCUGUGCAUGGCCACGCUGGGGGCUGGCAGGGGGCUGGUGGCGUGCGCCGCGUGCCUCAUCUCCUCCAUGUACCUGGGCAGCAGGGAGCUGCUGCCCGUGGGCGACAAAGCCGUGCUCAUCACAGGGACACCUGGAAAUAGAUUUGCCUAGCAGGCUUUUAUACAGGGAUCAAACACAAAAGCGAGAAGAGGAUGGGAUAAGCAGCAAGUUCUCCUCUCCUGCUUUAUCUCCCCCUGGGUUCCUCCCCACAGGAAGCGAUACUGGGAUUGGACAUGCACUGGCUAAAUACCUGGAUAACCUGGGUUUCGUUGUGUUUGCUGGGGUUUUGAAUAAGGAUGGACCUGGAGCUGAGGAACUGAGACGGACCUGUUCUCGGAGACUUUCUCUCCUGCAGCUGGAUAUAACCAAUGCCACUCAAGUCCAGGAAGCCUAUCUAAAAGUCUCAAAAAAGGUGCAAAAUACAGGACUCUGGGGAGUCGUGAACAAUGCAGGCAUCCUGGGUUUCCCUGCUGAUGGCGAGCUGCUCCCCAUGAACACCUACAGGCAGUGCAUGGAGGUGAAUUUCUUUGGGGCUGUAGAGGUGUCCAAGACCUUCCUACCUUUACUUCGGAAAUCCCAGGGGAGGCUGGUUAACAUGUCCAGCAUGGCAGGAGGCAUUCCACUACCAAGAUAUGCUGCAUAUGGUGCAUCAAAAGCAGCUCUGUCCAUGUUUUCUGGAGUAAUGAGGCAAGAGCUUUCCAAAUGGGGAAUUAAAGUUGCUGCAAUUCAUCCGUCAGGCUUCCGAACAGGUAUACAAGGCACGUCUGACCUGUGGGAUAAGCAAGAAAAGGAGCUGCUGGAGAACCUGCCAGCGGACACAAGGCAAGCCUACGGAGAGGACUACCUCCUGGGGCUGAAGAGCUACCUCCCGCGGAUGCCCACGUACUGUGACGCCAACCUCUCCCCGGUGCUGAGCGCUAUCCUGCAGGCUCUGCUGGCCAAGAGACCACGCGGCUUGUACACGCCUGGCAAGGGGGCUUACAUGCCCCUCUGCAUCUUCUGCUACUUUCCCCUCUGGUUCUAUGACUUUUUCAUUAGGAAGAUGCUGAGUACUGACUCUGUCCCAAGGGCACUGAGAACACCAGAAGCUGAAAGCAAGAAUCUCUAAGGUGUCCAGCAGCUUUUAUCUUACUUGAUGAGAUAACUGGGAAAAACUCUUAUUUUAAGGCGCUGCUAUUUAUUGUACUGUCUUUGUUCAACUGCAUUUACACUGCCUUGCAAACAGAGGUGAAUCUUUGUGUGAAGAUUAAUGUUCAGGAAAAGCAGUGGAUAAAUAGAAAGCUAUCCCCAGGUGGGCAUUUUUGGAGGAAUUCCCAUGUUUUUCUGAUGUCUUUGUAUCCUGCCUUCUGUGUUACGGUAUUUUACGAGGUUAUAUAGUCUCUGUCUGCUUCAAAAAGCACCACCAACACACAGACAGAUAUAUGACCUGUUUUUUAAAACAAACAAAAAAAAAAUCUUGAGAGUCAACAACCUUGUUAAGAGUUAAAGGAGUUGCAUGUAUUCCUAUCAUUGGAGAGAUUUAGGAGUGUCUAAUGCAAAACUUCCUCACUGCAGCUUCAGCCUAAUAUGUUUGGGGUUGUUUUGGUUCUGUUGCUGGUGUACCUGAGAAAUGAUUGACCUUUUUCCCCCAAAAUUUUGUGAAAUAUAGUUGUGAUGCUUAUAAUGUGUCCUCUUUGCUAGACUGAGCAACGUAAAUUAGUUGGGGGCAAAACGAACAGAGGCAGAUCAAGACCUUCAUGAAGAAGCAAACAAUCUCCUUCCUAUGGUAUUAGACAAAGUAAUAGUAAGUACAUCAGCUGCUAAUUUGGCAUGACUGUCUUGGUCAUUCUAUGCGUUGCCUGUAUAUGCCUGUCCUUCUUUAAAUACUAGUAAACUCUGAUUUCACUUCU
This is a messenger RNA of Falco peregrinus (peregrine falcon), 2213 nucleotides long. RefSeq names its product hydroxysteroid 17-beta dehydrogenase 2 (gene HSD17B2). Gene Ontology annotation, molecular function: oxidoreductase activity. Lineage: Eukaryota; Metazoa; Chordata; Aves; Falconiformes; Falconidae. The transcript is spliced from 6 exons. The record is from RefSeq and is a predicted model, not a curated record. Bases 245 to 1432 code for a protein of 395 amino acids.